AUGGCAGACGCGCCGAAUACUCAGGACGAGCUCUACCCUAUCGCCGUCCUCAUCGACGAGCUUAAGCAUGACGACGUCCUUCUGCGUCUCAAUGCCAUCCACCGCUUGUCCACCAUUGCCCUCGCCCUGGGCGCCGAGCGCACGCGCGAGGAAUUGAUUCCCUUCCUCGAUGAGUCCGUCGAGGACGAGGAUGAAGUCCUUGUCGCUCUGAGCGGCGAGCUUGGCAACUUCAUCGAAUACGUCGGAGGCCCCCAAUGGGGUCACGUCCUCCUCUCCCCUCUCGAGAACCUCGCUGCCAUCGAGGAGCCCGUCGUGCGGGACAAGGCUGUCGAGUCCCUCAACAAGAUCUGCGAGGAGCUCUCCUCCCAACAAGUCGAAGAAUACUUCAUCCCCUUGACCGGCCGUCUGUCAAAAGCAGAUUGGUUCACCUCCAAGGUCUCUGGCUGCGGCCUUUUCACAACCCCCUACAAGAAGGUGUCUCCCGGCGUCCAAGAAGAGCUCCGAAAGCAGUUUGGUCAGCUUGUCCACGAUGAGACGCCCAUGGUCAGACGUCAGGCAGCCACCAACAUGGCAAAGUUCGUCAAGGAGAUGCCGGCCGCCGUCGUUGUCGAGGAGAUGAUACCCCUUUUCCAGCACCUCGCCCAAGACGACCAAGAUUCCGUCCGAUUACUCACCGUCGAGAUCCUCAUUUCCAUCGCCGAAGUCGUCCCGAAGGAGCAGCAGUCUAGCCACGGCGUCCUUCUUACCUCCCUACGCAACCUGAUCGAGGACAAGAGCUGGAGAGUUCGGUACAUGAUUGCGGACAGAUUUGAGAAGAUCUCAAAGGCUGUUGACGAGGAGGUCGUUUCGAGAGACUUGGUGCCGUCAUUUGUCAAGUUGCUGAAGGACAACGAAGCCGAGGUCCGGACUGCGAUCGCUGGACAAAUACCUGGAUUCUGCGCUCUGGUUGACAGAAAUGUUCUCCUCAACGACAUCAUGAGCAGCGUCGAGGAUCUCGUCUCCGACAGCUCUCAGCACGUCAGAGCGGCUCUCGGAACGCAAAUCAGCGGCCUGGCACCUAUUUUGGGCAAACAAGAAACUAUCGACCACCUUCUGCCCAUGUUCCUGACGAUGCUGAAGGACGAGUUCCCCGAAGUCCGUCUUCACAUCAUCUCCAAGCUUGAGCUCGUUAACAAUGUUAUUGGCAUUGAGUUGCUCUCGCAGUCUCUUCUCCCCGCCAUUGUCCAGCUUGCUGAGGACAAGCAAUGGCGCGUGAGGCUCGCCAUCAUUGAGUACAUUCCUCUGCUUGCGAGCCAACUCGGCGUCAAGUUCUUCGAUGAUAAGCUCAGUAACUUGUGCAUGAGCUGGCUCGGCGACACCGUCUUCUCCAUCAGAGAGGCCGCGACGCACAACUUGAAGAAGCUUACAGAGGUCUUCGGUGUAGAGUGGGCAAGCGAAGCAAUUAUUCCGAAGGUGAUGGCUAUGGGCAACCACCCCAACUACCUCUACCGCAUGACGACCUGCUUCGCCAUCACUACGCUCGCAUCUGUCGUCAGCAUGGAUGUCAUCGCGGACAAGAUCCUGCCGAUGCUGGACAAGCUUGUCGACGACGACAUUCCCAACAUCCGCUUCAACGUCGCCAAGACGUACGGUGUCCUCAUUGACGUCCUUCGUCGUUUGCCGGAGGAGGGCACCAUCUACUCGCUGGAGAAGGAGGGCACCAGCUUUAGCCCCUCCCCUAGGGGCAUGGAAUUGAUACAGUCGCGUGUCAUCCCCAAGCUCGAGAAGCUGCAGAAGGAUGACGACGUUGACGUGCGGUACUUUGCGACAACUUCCGCGAACAGCGUGUCUGGAUCCGCCGGCGAGCCUAUGAAUACAUCACCAUAG
This is a messenger RNA of Colletotrichum karsti, 1866 nucleotides long. RefSeq lists its product as uncharacterized. The coding region runs from base 1 to 1866 and encodes 621 amino acids. The record is from RefSeq and is a predicted model, not a curated record. Gene Ontology annotation, cellular component: cytoplasm; protein phosphatase type 2A complex. NCBI's taxonomy places the organism in Eukaryota, Fungi, Ascomycota, Sordariomycetes, Glomerellales, Glomerellaceae. The transcript has 8 exons. Gene Ontology annotation, biological process: protein dephosphorylation. Gene Ontology annotation, molecular function: protein phosphatase regulator activity.